AUGGCCAAGAAUGAGGAAGGAAGUAGUAUUCCGAGCUGGGGGGCUUCGUUUUUCGUACCGAGUUCAGAAGAUGUUGCAAUGGCUUUUGCUGCUGCUGCCUCCGCGAUAAACCCGCCAAGGCCUUCAGUAGUCUUCUCAUCGAAAGAAGAAAGCAGUAACAGCCCUCUGGAGAGGCUACAGAGGCAGGUCUCGAGAGCGGUUAAAAACUUCUAUGAAACUCCUAAAACCAAGAGUAUAGUGUACAAUCCUGAGGUUUUGACUAGCCAAAAGCGUCAGUGGGCGAAUUUUCAGGUCCAGUAUUUGGAUCAUAAACCGUUAAAAGACCCCUCGAGGCUUUUUGAAAGCGUUGUUGUGGUUGGACUUCAUCCUAAUUGUGAUAUUCAAGCACUUGAAAGGCAGUACAUUGCAAGGAAAUCCGAAGGCUCUUCUGGGAGAUUGCGAAGUGCGCUGGUCUCUCAGAAUCAUUCCCGUGUAGAACCUACUCUCGAGCCUCAGGUCUUACUUGUGUACCCUCCUGAUAAACAUCCUCCAAUUAAAUACAAGGAUCUUCAUUCAUUUUGCUUUCCUGGUGGCAUUGAGGUCCAUGCUGUUGAGAGAACUCCUUCCAUGAGUGAGUUGAGUGAGAUCAUUCUAAGUCAGGAACAUCUUAGACCUAGUGACCUUUCAUUUGUAUUUAGGUUACAGGUUGCUGAUAAUUCGACUUUGUAUGGAUGUUGCUUACUAGUAGAAGAAAUAGUGAACAAACCGCCCAGGUUGCUUUCCACGGUUUUAGACAAACAACCUGAUUGCUCACCGUUAAGUCGCUAUGUUAUGACAACUCGCAGAUGCUAUUGCAUCCUUACCAGGCUGCCGUUUUUCGAAUUGCAUUUCGGUGUGUUAAAUAGCAUCUUCUUAGAAGAAAGAUUGGAGCAUUUGAUGAGUGGCAUUAGUUGUGUAUCUUUAGAACCCCCAACAGAUUUUAGUAAUGGAGAAUGCUUAAAUGAUUCAUCAUCCCAACAAAGAGACUCUGGUGACACAGACGAGCAAACUGGUGAAGCAGUUUCAGAACUCCCUGAAGCCGGCGAAAUCUCAGAUAAUGGGGCAUGUGAGAUGAAUCAUAAAGUUGAGACAGUUGAGAAAGUUGCAAAAGAAUCCGAGCUCUGUUUUGCAGAGUCUAACAACCAUGUCGCCGAAGCUGAUGAUACCUUGCCAAGUAUUAAGCAAGGCGGAGAAAGUUGUUUACCAGAUCCUGGCCCCCUUCUUCGGUGCCCUUACUUAGAUGAGAUCUCUGAUUUUAGCUCUAGUACUGACAUUGUGCACUUUGACCUUCUUGAUCAUAUUUUCAAAGCAGUAACUUCCAAAAAGAAUGGGUCGUUGCAGUUACUUUGUGAGUAUUACCAAUUAAAAUGCCCAGCAAGAGGUUCAACUAUUACAUUUCAUCCUCUGGAGCAUCUUCAUCCGGUUACAUAUCAUAGACCCGAUGAAGCCGCGUUGCAUACUCCCGGAUCAACAAUUGACCUGAGAUCAUGCAGCACUAGUCUAGAACUCGCGGAGGCACACACCGCGCUCAUGGCUGAGGAAGAAGCAGCUGCGUUAUCAACAUGGGCUGUUGCGUCGUUAUGUGGAUCACUGCGGCUUGACAAUGUCUUGAUGAUUCUAGCAGGAGCACUGCUUGAGAAACAGAUUGUAUUUAUUUGCUCCAAUUUGGGACUUUUAGCUGCAUCAGUUCUAUCAAUUAUCCCAGUAAUUCGUCCCUUUCGAUGGCAGAGCCUUUUAAUGCCGGUUUUGCCAGAUGAUAUGCUGGAAUUUUUGGAUGCCCCAGUCCCUUACAUAGUUGGAGUAAAGAACAAAACAAGCGAAGUUCAGUCGAAACUAACAAAUGUUAUCGUCGUGGAUAUUACUAAGAACCAGGUUAAGUCAACAAGUGUUCCUCAGCUGCCUCAGUAUCGAGACUUAUAUAAUGCGCUGACUCCAUAUCACACGAAGCUCGUUGGAGAAAGUUAUCUAGCAAAGAAAAGACCAGUAUAUGAAUGUACUGAUGUGCAGGUGGAAGCUGCAAAAGGCUUCCUCAGUGUCCUUAGGUCGUACCUGGACUCUCUUUGCUCUAAUCUGCAGUCACAUACAAUAACAGAUGUGCAAUCCAACAAUGAUAAGGGUUUGUUUCAGGUAUCACUUCUCUUAAAAGAAAGUUUCAUUGACUCGUUUCCUAGUCGUCAUCGCCCGUUCAUGAAGCUAUUCUUGGAUACACAACUCUUCUCUGUACAUACGGAUCUCGUUCUUUCCUUUAUCCAGAAGCUAUAG
This is a messenger RNA of Thlaspi arvense, 2280 nucleotides long. NCBI's taxonomy places the organism in Eukaryota, Viridiplantae, Streptophyta, Magnoliopsida, Brassicales, Brassicaceae. The record is from the annotation of a GenBank genome assembly.